Talaromyces marneffei is the source of this 1053-nucleotide messenger RNA. RefSeq lists its product as uncharacterized. Lineage: Eukaryota; Fungi; Ascomycota; Eurotiomycetes; Eurotiales; Trichocomaceae. The transcript is spliced from 2 exons. The record is from RefSeq and is a predicted model, not a curated record. Gene Ontology annotation, cellular component: endoplasmic reticulum. Bases 1 to 1053 code for a protein of 350 amino acids. Gene Ontology annotation, biological process: sterol biosynthetic process.
AUGAGCGACUCUCCGCAGAUUCUCCGGCCGACGCCUAGACGACCCUUUGAACUUCCCUCCGCCGACUCCUCAGCGCCUUCCACUCCCUCCGGCGAACAGCAGGUCACCGAAGGUAUCGACCUGCUAGACCCCAAGAACAGCGAACUCGCAAACAAACGAUCUGGUUCACUGCUCAACCUCACCUCGUCCACGCUACUGGGCAUCUUUCAAUCGACCGCUUUUGAAGACUCGCGCGAAGACGAUAGUCCCUGGGAUACUCAAACGCUUAUACCGGUUGAGCCUCGUAGCGAUCUCCAGAAUGGACGACGAUUCUCGAUAGACGGACAAGCAGCAGUGAGACGACAUAGCCCCCGAACAGGGAGUGCGUAUUAUGUUCCGCUUGUGUUGAAGACGUCGCUUUUAUUUAUUUGUGGUGUCACCUACGGCACCAUCAUAGCGCAUCUACAUGAGAAUAAUUGGAUUGCUCCUGUGAAACUGGAGUACAUCGAUCGGAACUCGUAUGUUUAUUUACUUGCUUGGGGAAUUGCGGGUGUGGCUUUUGCAUUUGUUUUGCCUUGGCUUGAUAAACUUGGGGAUAAUGAUACUGCGGACCAAAAUAAGGAUGUUGAGAAUAAGCAGAGUACCGUGACUCUUGCGAUUCGCAGUAUUGGUGCUUUUGUUGGUAUUGCUUUUGCUAUGCGACGACUUCCAUGGGAAUCAGCCACACAGGAAUCUGUUACCCUCGCCCUGGUGAACCCUCUCCUCUGGUAUCUCAUCGACCGCACCCGAACUGGCUUCUGGCUCUCAACCGUUGUUGCAAUAGUCGGCAUGGGAAUCACACUCGGUCUUCACCCAGAACUCAUCCCAUCCUCCUCCUCAACCGUCGGCCUGGGCCUUCGCAACUGGCGCCUUGAAUAUGACAUUGAGGGAGGCAUAUCACAAGAUGCUACCGCCGUGGCCGUCUGGCUCGCGAGCGUGUUUUAUAGUGCUUGUGUCUGUUUUGGCAAUAUAGGGCGCCAGCUUACCCUGGAUGGCGGCAACGUUCAACAUGCGCAUAUAGAGAAGAAGAGGUGA